Molecule: messenger RNA, 2245 nt
Organism: Pelmatolapia mariae (spotted tilapia)
Lineage: Eukaryota; Metazoa; Chordata; Actinopteri; Cichliformes; Cichlidae
Gene: dhcr7
Product: 7-dehydrocholesterol reductase
Exons: 8
Coding region: 122-1540 (472 amino acids)
Biological process (GO): brassinosteroid biosynthetic process; cholesterol biosynthetic process
Cellular component (GO): endoplasmic reticulum membrane
Molecular function (GO): 7-dehydrocholesterol reductase activity
Source: RefSeq, a predicted model, not a curated record
GAACGGUGAGCUCUCUCCAGCUGUUAUUCUAUAACCAGCACCUGGGCAAGAGGAAAGGAGUGGAGAGAAGGCUGUCCCUCAUUUGUUACGGUUAUCUACAGAGUUGAGUGGAGCAGUGACCAUGGAGAACACCAGGAGACGACUGCAGCACAGUGCCAAUGGGAAAAGAUCUGAACAGAAGGAGCAGCUAGCACAGUGGGGGAGAGCGUGGGAGGUGGACUGGUUUUCCCUCAUCAGUGUAAUCGGCCUCCUUUGCUUUGCCCCUUUCAUUGUCUUCUACUUUGUGAUGGCCUGUGAUCAGUACGAGUGCUCCAUCACCCAGCCUGUGUUGGAUCUGUACCAAGGAGAGGCCACCCUGCUCUCCAUUUGGGCCCGGGCACCCUCCUUCUCGUGGUCAGCUGCUAAGAUCUAUGCCAUCUGGGUGAGCUUCCAGGUGUUCCUGUACAUGUGUUUUCCUGAUAUUACCCACAAGUUCAUCCCUGGCUAUGUUGGUGGUGUGCAGGAAGGAGCACGAACCCCAGCUGGCCUGAUUAACAAGUAUGAGAUCAAUGGACUGCAGUGCUGGCUCAUCACUCAUGCACUGUGGUUUGCCAACGCACAUUAUUUCCACUGGUUUUCUCCCACGAUCAUAUUCGACAACUGGAUCCCCCUGCUGUGGUGCGUUAACAUACUGGGCUAUGCUGUGUCCACCUUUGCUUUCAUAAAAGCAUACCUUUUCCCCACCAACGCUGAGGACUGCAAGUUCACAGGGAACAUCUUCUAUAACUACAUGAUGGGCAUUGAGUUUAACCCCCGCAUAGGCAAGUGGUUUGACUUCAAGCUGUUCUUCAACGGCCGGCCCGGCAUCGUAGCCUGGACUCUAAUCAAUCUGUCCUACAUGGCCAAGCAACAAGAACUCUACGGUUACAUCACCAACUCCAUGAUCCUGGUGAAUGUACUGCAGGCUAUUUAUGUACUGGACUUCUUCUGGAAUGAGGCAUGGUACCUGAAGACCAUCGAUAUCUGUCAUGACCACUUUGGAUGGUAUCUGGGCUGGGGAGACUGUGUUUGGCUGCCAUACCUCUACACACUGCAGGGUCUGUACCUGGUGUACCACCCAGUCCAGCUCUCCGAUGCCCACGCCCUCGCUGUCUUGCUGCUCGGCCUCGUUGGGUAUUACAUCUUUCGCUCCACCAACCACCAGAAGGAUCUGUUCCGCCGCACAGAGGGCUCCUGCUCCAUCUGGGGCCGCAAACCAACAUGGAUUGAGUGCACAUAUCGCUCCGCUGAUGGCGGCAUGCACCGCAGCAAGCUCCUGACCUCAGGCUUCUGGGGCGUGGCCCGCCACUUUAACUACACCGGUGACCUGAUGGGCUCUCUGGCCUAUUGUGCCUCGUGUGGUUUUGGCCACAUACUUCCAUAUUUCUACAUUGUUUACAUGACUAUCUUGCUGGUCCACCGCUGUGUUCGCGAUGAACACCGCUGCAGCAGCAAGUAUGGCAAAGACUGGAAACGCUACACCGAUGCGGUGCCUUCCCGGCUAAUUCCUGGAGUGUUUUAGAGUGUGGACGGGGUGGGGGAAUAAUAGGAGGAAGGAAGGGUGAGCGGGGAAAAGAUAAAUAAAUACAGAAAUUUUGAAAUGCUUGUAGGAUAGCAUGAUAAACAUGAGUUUUAUACACAUCGGGAAUACAUCACUGGACAUUCUGCACAUUUUAUAUGUGCUGUAUUUUUAUACAUCGUGCCUGUAUUACGUGUGUAUGCAGGCAGAGUAGAUUUAUUGCUGUAACUUUCGCCUCAGUAAAGACAGUUUGAUGCACAAAUCUAUUUUCUUUAAGCUCUGACGAUUUCAAACACAUUUUUUAACAAGAAGGACCAAACACAGCCUAACCAGCUCACACCAAAAUCAGGAGCAUAUAGAGCUAGUUCUGUAAUUCCUUUUUAUCUCCAACUACACAAUGCUGUGGUUUGUAUAUGAAUGAUGUGGAAAUUGAUAUGAGUCAUUUAUAAAAAGUAAGUUUUGAUUACAAUUUAUCUCCUGGGAAUUUCUUUUGACUGACCAUAAGUUUUUAAGAUGAUGCUUAGCUCUGAAUUACUUAAUAGCUGGCUCUAUUCGCAGGUUCACUGAAAAAACAAUGUUCUUUUUAUAUAAAGGUGUCACAUUGUUCAUUAGCAUUUGCAAGAUUCUCAUUUCUAACCAGCAGGAGAAUUUUGUUACACGAGCCAGGUUGUGUAAUGGCUUAUCUUGUUGGUGAAUGUUUGGUUUUUU